This is a messenger RNA of Siniperca chuatsi (mandarin fish), 1687 nucleotides long. RefSeq lists its product as uncharacterized. Lineage: Eukaryota; Metazoa; Chordata; Actinopteri; Centrarchiformes; Sinipercidae. Bases 470 to 1234 code for a protein of 254 amino acids. The record is from RefSeq and is a predicted model, not a curated record. The transcript is spliced from 9 exons.
GUAGGGCCUGUUUUAAAAAGGUCUUUGUUUAGUAAAAAUAUAGGGCUCACUGGGUAAAUGGACAAUGGUGGAAUAGUGACAGAAAACAAUACAUGUUCUGUGGCAUAAUUUAAAGGCCUACCUCAGUCAUAGAAAAUGCCUGGGGCAUUUUCCUGAAGUAACCAACCACCUGUAAUCAAUACAUAAUAGAGAAAUGUUGAGAACAUUUCUUUUCAUCUUGAAUUGAUAUAAUGAAUAAGCCCCUUGUAACCUUAUCCUGUGGCCUAAUUGUUGCUCCUCUGCUUGCAAGUGGUAAACACACAGAAGUAGUCUUUGACUGCAACUCAAUCUGAUACAUCUGGUCAGAAUCUAUAAUUAACUAGGGCAAGACCUAUUAAAGGUGAAAACACGGGAAAAAGCAGCAGUACAUAAAAGCCUAACAGCACUCUUGCUGACAAACAGUGGACACAGCUGGGGACCAAAGUCAACAAUGAAGCUCUUCAUGUAUUGUGUAGGCCUACUUCUUUCAUUUGCAACUAUGGUGGUAACAACCCCGAUCAGAGCCCAAAGAGAAAAUAUGUUAAACUUUCUAAAUGUAUAUAGAAACCCUCCAAGUAAACCUGUGAAAGAGCAAGAUUCUGAAGAUAUGUCAGAGGAAAACUCUGCAGAGAGUUUGGACGCCAAUGGAUUUACAGAUGCAUUCAAAGACCUUGACAGCCAUGAGAUCAUGAUUCCUAAAGUUGUGGAGAAAGAUAAGGCACCAUCAAGGAGGAACACAGGAGACAAUAUGGGGCCGAUGGAUAUGAGCAGCAUGCUGGUUCGGGAUCAGGGGAGCGGAGAGCACAGUGGGCCACACGGGGCACACCAAGCAAGCAGAGAGCGGACUGAUCUUAACAGUGAGGAAGAAGUGAUGGUGGUUGCUCAGGAGGCUGAAAAUGUGUCAGGAAAACAAGUUAUCCGUUCAAGCGGAGCCCAUAUGACUGACAGUGACAGUCUAGGCACCAAUGUCCAAAGAAAGGCAACACCAGGAAGAGUUAAUGGGUUCAAUGGUAUGUUGGCCCCAGGCCGAAGCAGAGAACUGCUGGAUUGGGAUAGUUUGGAGGACAACAAUGGCAGACCUGCUCCAGUGGUCAACAGAGGAGAUACAGACGAUGAUGAAACCAGAGAAUGUAUCAGCUCUGAAACUUCUCCUAUAGCACCUCCAGAGCACAAGCCCAGUAGCUUGUCUGUUCCAGCCAAGAGCCGAGCCUCCUGAUGGUCAUACGAAGAUUCUAUUUCUUCCUCAUAAUGAGUCAGGGGCUGCCAUCUGUUGAGUCAUAGGAGGCAGACAGGCUGUUUCCAAAUACAGUUGCUUCUGGGACUUUUUUAUCCAAAUUUAGAUUUUUACUUUUUUGUUAUGUGUUCAUGUGAACAAAUUUAAGAAAUGAAGAGGUUUUGACAAUUUUGAGUUAGGCUUACUCACGGACACUGGUUAAACAGAGUAAGCUGCUACUGCGUGAUAUUUGGUACGAAGAUUGUGGUGUCAAAAAUGUCAGACACUGAAAUCAGAAAUGAACUGUUUUUGAUGAUUUAGAACAGAAUCUAUCUGAGCCUGAAAUGUGUCGCUUUUAUCUCAAUAUCUGAAGUCUUUGUAUACCAUAUAUAGUCACUGUAAUGUGAAAAUGUGUAAGUAAUCUCCUGAAAGAGAAGAAAUAAAAUGUAAAGAAUG